AUGAAAUCUGUCUACUCGAUACAGGUUGCAGGUGUGGAAGACGAAUCACUUCCUUUGACACAUGAUCCAUGCCUCGUAGUGGCACACAUUUCACUUGUGAGGAGACUUCAGUCAAAUUUAGGAGAAGGAAGAAGGAGAAUGGAACAAAGAGAGAAGCCUCUCUUCUGCACAUUGUCAACUCCUUUGCAGCGAUUGUUUUGCCAAAACUAUCAUCAAAUUAUGAAACAAAUAAUAUUUUCCCUAAGUAAUUUAAAUGCUAUUUUUACCCAAUCAUUUUUCCCAAUAUUUCAGUUUAAUAACAUUUGUCGUAGAGACCACUCACAUGAGUUUUCUAUUCUAAGCUUUCCCCCUUUACUCUCCUCGGUCUAUAAAGCUAAUCAGUCUGCCGUCUGGAGUGUCACCAUCAAAGAGGCUGAGAGUCUGCUAGGCCAUCGCAAAAUUUCCAGACACACCCACAUGAACUCCAGACAAUAA
This is a messenger RNA of Echinococcus granulosus, 474 nucleotides long. RefSeq lists its product as hypothetical. NCBI's taxonomy places the organism in Eukaryota, Metazoa, Platyhelminthes, Cestoda, Cyclophyllidea, Taeniidae. The transcript has a single exon. Bases 1 to 474 code for a protein of 157 amino acids. The record is from RefSeq and is a predicted model, not a curated record.